Messenger RNA from Fusarium redolens, 1347 nucleotides. Its product is annotated as kinase-like domain-containing protein. Gene Ontology annotation, cellular component: cytoplasm. Bases 280 to 1200 code for a protein of 306 amino acids. Gene Ontology annotation, biological process: protein phosphorylation. The record is from RefSeq and is a predicted model, not a curated record. The transcript is spliced from 4 exons. NCBI's taxonomy places the organism in Eukaryota, Fungi, Ascomycota, Sordariomycetes, Hypocreales, Nectriaceae. Gene Ontology annotation, molecular function: protein serine/threonine kinase activity; ATP binding.
AUGCAUUUGUCCUGCCCUGCGACCAAGAUAUUCGUAUGCAGAAGGUGGACAAGAAAAACCAAGAAAAUCAAGGCAAAUCAGGCUGCAAAGAUUUCUUCAAUGGUUUGGUCGCUCUGUUUGUGGUUCCAUUUUCCUCCGUCGACCAUAAAUCGUAUUUUCAGGGUACAGCUGAGAGUCACCAGGGACAGCAGACAACGCUGUUUUCCGCCUCAAUGACUGGUCCGGUAAAGUAGCCUUUUCUCUCUGUGAGGCAACGCAUGGCACCAAGUACCUUUGCUCAUGAACGUCCAGUCCUUUUCAGUCUGGUCUUCCCGUCCACAACCUCGGACUCUGGUGUCUUGUUCUGUUGGGUUUUCCAGACCCGGUGGGGCCAAAGUCCGAUCUCUACAAGACCUUCUCCGGGCCAUCCAGCCUCUUAACGUUCGACUCUGCGCAGCUUCGUCACUCCGAAAUCCUCAAAAGGCCGGUGAGGGUGCAUCGUACACAGUCUUUCGAUACACCGAUGUUGGGACGAAUGAGGCAGUUGCCGUCAAACAAAUUAAACUAGCCCAGGAUGCUAGCAACCACGACGCCCACCAGGACCGAGUGGACUGUGUUUUGAAAGACAUUGAGGUCAUGUGUCACCCUCCCCUUGCCCAGCACGAGAACAUACUGACACUUCUGGGCUAUGGCUGGGGGUUGCGGCAAGGAGACACCAUACCGUUCAUCGUAACUGACUACGCUGCUUGUGGAACGCUGCGCGAUUACUUGCGGGGCGGAACAAUUCCCAUGAAAUCCAAACUGGCUCUUUGCAGUCAGGUCGCGUGUGGCUUGAACAGGUUACAUUGGGCUGGUGUCGCUCAUGGCGACUUGAAACUUGAGAACGUGCUGGUCUUCCCCAACCGCACAAUAGAGGGUGCGGGGACCUAUGAGACCGAUGUGACCGCGAAGCUGUCAGACUUCGGGCAUGCAUGCCUUUUCAGAAACGAGCAAGGAGAUGGUGCAGUUCAAAGCUAUCGGGGCACUUUUUGGUAUCUGGCUCCCGAGCUCCAUGAUGGUUCAAGUCUCAAAACAGUCGAGUUUCUGCGCUGCGACGUCUGGGCUCUCGGGCUUUUAUGCUUAGAGGUCGUCUGGGAUGGUAGUAAAUAUUUUCAUCUACCAGAAAUCACCUCCCUGAAGCCUAUGUCCUUACCUUUCCGAAGCAGCAGCAAAGUCAAUUGAUAAUCUCUCUUCUCGUCAGGAGUUUCGUCCAUUGCAAAAAACAAUAAUAAAAGGUAUCCUCAGGAUGACCCUGCAGGUGGACCCUUCCAAGAGACAACAUGAUCUCUCGAAACUUCCCUUUAUAUUUGGUGGAGGGCUCCAUCUAUC